ACAAGUAGUAGCUCGCAGUAAGAAGGAGGUCGAGAGAGAGAAGAGGGGUUAUUCAUAUAGUAGACCCCCAACCUACCCUCGACCCACCGGAGGCAUUAUGAAGAAAAACCAUCAGGGUUCGAGUAGCUCAUGGAACCAAGGAAGGCAGAAGGGUCCAUUUCAAAGGGGCCAAGGACAGAGGAGCUAUCAUAGUAGUUAUCACGGGUCACAGAGGAGCCCAACAGUAUCUACCCCUGCCCCGAGUACAGCGAGCUCUCAACAGUGCACUAAAUGCGGGCGUCGUCAUUUCGGACAGUGCUGGGUCUGUUACAUUUGUGGGAAACCCGGUCACAUUGCAAAGUUUUGUGGGGACAACCAGGGCUCAAAUAUGAAGAACCCUUCCCAACAUCCUACUGUCUCUGGCCGUGUGUUUGCUCUUACUCAGGACACCAUGAACUCCCCAGAUGCCAUUAGAGGAGCGAGUCCGGCCGAGAAAGCACCAGAGGUGUAACUGUGGUGUAUGAGACACCAUCUUUUACGUUGCCUCUUAUUUUAGAUUAUACAAUGUAUCUUGUGCCAACUUAGGACAUAUCUUCUUUGUGAAGCAUGUAAACUCUAAUCCUUUUUAUUAAAAGUAUUUAUAUGACCAAGAGGAUUAUGUCUGUCCCUCUUGAUUUAUGAUCU
This is a messenger RNA of Prosopis cineraria, 663 nucleotides long. RefSeq lists its product as uncharacterized. Gene Ontology annotation, molecular function: nucleic acid binding; zinc ion binding. Lineage: Eukaryota; Viridiplantae; Streptophyta; Magnoliopsida; Fabales; Fabaceae. The record is from RefSeq and is a predicted model, not a curated record. The transcript has 2 exons. The coding region runs from base 98 to 490 and encodes 130 amino acids.